UUCGUUUCUAGAUUAGCAAAGCCAGUAGGUAUGUUGAAAUAAUUCAUUUUAAUAUUAUCACACUAAGCGCGAUAGUAACAAAACACCCGAAAUACCAAGCGGGUAUACCUAAAAGGCAGUUUUUUGGAUAGCACCGAAUGCCGGAAACACUGCAUUUCGGGAUUCAAAUUUGAUAUUAUAAUUAAUGAAAAGAACCUGUACUUGGUUUAAAUGCGUUUUAUAGUGACUCGAAUUAAUUGAUUUAAAGAAUGGAGAAUCUAAUUGUUGAAACCAAACUAACACGAAAAAGUCGUCUGGAGACAUUUAAACGAGCUUUGACCUUUCUCAAUCACAUUCUGAUCAGUUUCACAUUCCUGUACACCGUGUGGAUUUGCUGGAAAAAUGGAUUUGAGAAAAUUUUUACAUGGCAUGUAAUUCUUUGUGUUUUUGGAUUCAAUGUGCUGAUAACCGAAUCCAUAUUGCUUUUCGAUGGUGGCAACACAUGGACCCAAGCUUUGACACAACCACAGCGUAAAACCGCUCAUUGGAUAUUGCAAACAGUUGGCAGCAUAUGCGUCAUUGUUGGAGUAGCCCUGGAGUUUUACUGGCGCGGAGUUCUGAAUAAAUCACACUUUUGCAAAACCCAUUCAAUAUUGGAGUUAAUUGCAGUGAUUCUAAUGAUACUCAGUAUGAGCAAUGGUUUGGGUGCUCUGUACGCCGUUGAGCUACGCCGUAAGAUUAAACCUGUGUAUAUAAAAGUUGUUCACGCUAUUGCUGGAUUAGUUUGUUUUGUUCUUGGUAUGAUCUCACUGUGGUACGGUUAUAAAAAGCGAAUUUUUCAAGAAAAUUCAAUACCAGAACUGCUUGUUGCACUACAGAUCUCCACGCUUUUGAUUAUAGUUUUGAGUGUUGGAGGCGCCGUAGAAACUGUUAUUAUUAGAAUACAUACAAUAUUUCAGGUUUUCAAUUGCAGGAGACAAACCCGAUAAGCAACUUCAGACAUACUCAAAACGUGUUCUUUUAACGAAACAUAUAAAAUACCUCGUAUAGCGUCUACAUAUUAUAAAACCAUUUGUGUAUUAAUAGUAAAACUAAUGUG
This is a messenger RNA of Sabethes cyaneus, 1078 nucleotides long. Its product is annotated as transmembrane reductase CYB561D2-like. The coding region runs from base 249 to 968 and encodes 239 amino acids. Gene Ontology annotation, molecular function: transmembrane monodehydroascorbate reductase activity. The transcript is spliced from 3 exons. The record is from RefSeq and is a predicted model, not a curated record. NCBI's taxonomy places the organism in Eukaryota, Metazoa, Arthropoda, Insecta, Diptera, Culicidae.